Molecule: messenger RNA, 1998 nt
Organism: Chlorocebus sabaeus (green monkey)
Lineage: Eukaryota; Metazoa; Chordata; Mammalia; Primates; Cercopithecidae
Source: RefSeq, a predicted model, not a curated record
AGGGCAGGAUGGAAAAUGCCUUUCUUCCUCUUACUGUGCCUGCUACAAGGUUCUUCUUUCGCCCUCACAAAAAGACCCACUCCGAGAUGGCUGUGGGAGGCUCUCUCCCUCAGGACUCAUCUCGGACCAUGGGGUACUCAGGCCUUCGAAACGCCCCUCUGCUGGAGAAGCUCCUUGCAGCUCAAAUCAUUGAAGGGCUCAAGGCUGGUGUCUGGGCAGCCUGGAGGAACUGUCACCAUCCGCUGCCAUUAUGUCCCCUCAUCUGUCAACCCAGGCACCGAGUACUGUACCUCUGGGGGCCCAAGAUGGAUCUGCCAGACCAUUGUGUCCACCAGCCACUACACUCACCAUCGCUAUCGUGACCGUGUGGCCCUCACAGACUUUCCACAGAGAGGCCUGUUUGUGGUAAGGCUGUCCCUAUCUGACAUUGGAUCUACACUCUGCGGCAUUGGAAGUGAUAAUGCCAUGCUGUUCUGCUUUAUGAAUCUGACCAUCUCUGCAGGUCCCUCCCUUUCCCUCCCCACAGCCCGCUCCAGCUGUUGAGGAGCUCACCAUGGAUCCUGUGGAACAGCAUUUCCAGUAGCCAACAGAUGGACCCCAGGAACCACCCAGACCUCCAUAGGACAGGGGACAGCAUGGGACAGUGCUUCAACUCCAGGAACCAGCAGCCACAACUUCAGAGAGAACAAACCCAGAGCAACCAGGCUAGCAGCUCCAGGGACAGGCAGCUAGGCGGAGGGUUCCGUCAAGUGCCAGCUCCCACAUUCAGAGAGUCCAAUACAAAACAAGAAGCGUAAUACAACAGAAGGUGUUUGGGGCACCAGAAGCUCAGUGACAAGCGGAAGCAUUAGCAAGGACUAGGAGGAGAUGACAACUGCCAAGGCUGAUAGGCCAAGGGAGGACACAGAGCGGGUCAGGAUCACUCUUGAUGCAGCCAAAAGCUAUCCUAGAACCAUUAGACCCACCAGCUCUGGUCUCAAAACUCUGGUACAAAUCCUCCCACAAGCAACGCCAGUUUCUAAGCAACAAUCUCUAAGGCUCGUUGGAGAAACAACUCCAGCUGUAGUCUUGUGGACCUUGGGAACUCCAGCUGCAGUGGACCAGCAUGGGGCAGCAUCUGGGAAGAGUGCAGGGGACCUAGAUGCUGCCACUGGAGACAGAGGUCCCAAACCAGCUGAGCCAGGCCCGGCAGUGGGACCUCAGAGGCCUGGCAAAGUCCUCUGUGAAGAGUGCUUUUCAGAAAGAUGAAAACGCUCUAGGACCCUGGCUCCUGUCUCUACCAUGCUGGCCCUGUUUAUGCUUAUGGCUCUGGUUCUAUUGCAAAGGAAGCUCCGGAGAAGGAGGAUCUCUCAGGAAGCAGAAAGGGUCACCCUAAUUCAGAUGACACAUUUUCUGGAAGUGGACCUCCAACCAGACCAGCUGCCCCAUGUGGAAAGAAAGAUGCUCCAGGAUGACUCUCUUCCUGCUGAGGCCAGCCUGACUGCUCCAGAGAGGAAUCUAGGACCCUGAGGGACAGAAAGAUGAACUGCUCAGUUAGCAUGGGAGGAGGACCAAGAUCAAAGGCCUCCAGGACCCCAGCCUCUUUCCAUCAUCCUUCCUCCACCUGUGGGAAGAGAAGCUGAUGAAGCUGGGGCUCCACCCACGGAAGAAAGGCUGGCUGUCCUUGGGCCCAAGAAAGUCAAGAAUUAUCCACGUCCAAAGGUGACAAGAUGACUCAAAGGAGACUUCAAGAAAGUUGUAUGAAACACUGGAAGAGGUCACCUAGGAAAAGUGUGAAAUUUCCAUUCCUGAAUGUUUGAAAAUAGAAGAGGCUUCCAAUCAGUGUGGAAAGUGACAAAUCCUCUAUCAUCACUCCCAGCCCUUGCUAGGGGACCCUUUUCGGACUAUUGUUAGCACUCAGCCUCCCACUCACAUUUAAUUAUAUUUAAGUGUACCAGCCUUGCCUUCUCAAGUAGAUUCUAAGCUCCUUUAGGACAGUAAUUGCGUUUUAUCUGUCUC